Messenger RNA from Penicilliopsis zonata CBS 506.65, 405 nucleotides. RefSeq lists its product as hypothetical. The record is from RefSeq and is a predicted model, not a curated record. Gene Ontology annotation, biological process: sterol biosynthetic process. Gene Ontology annotation, molecular function: heme binding. NCBI's taxonomy places the organism in Eukaryota, Fungi, Ascomycota, Eurotiomycetes, Eurotiales, Aspergillaceae. Gene Ontology annotation, cellular component: intracellular membrane-bounded organelle; endoplasmic reticulum membrane. Bases 1 to 405 code for a protein of 134 amino acids. The transcript has 3 exons.
AUGUCGAAGGAAUUCACCCUCUCGGAAAUCGCCGAGCACAACACCAAGAAUGACCUGUACAUGAUCGUCCACGACAAGGUGUACGACUGCGGUUCUUUCGUCGACGAGCACCCUGGUGGCGAGGAGGUUCUCCUCGAUGUCGCCGGCCAAGACGGCACGGAAGCCUUCGAGGACGUCGGCCACAGCGACGAGGCGCGUGAGAUUCUCGAAGGCCUCCUUGUUGGAACCGUGAAGCGCAUGCCCGGCGAUCCCGCCCCCCGCGCCCAGGCGCCUUCACAGUCCUCCUCGUCCUCUUCGUCGUCCUCUGGUGGAUUCGGAAUCGGUAUCUACGCUUUUCUCGUCAUCGGCGGUGCCCUCGCCUAUUUUGCUUUCCAGUAUACGCAGGCUGCUAGCCAGGAGCAGUAG